Electrophorus electricus (electric eel) is the source of this 2441-nucleotide messenger RNA. The record is from RefSeq and is a predicted model, not a curated record. Lineage: Eukaryota; Metazoa; Chordata; Actinopteri; Gymnotiformes; Gymnotidae.
GUCCCUGUGAGACACAGACAAUAUUCAGCUAUUGGAAGAAUCAUUAGUGAGUCUCUGUCCUUUCUCGUGCCUUGCAAUGCGACUCAUUCAAAGUCAUGACUAGGCGUCGCGCGCUUCCUGCUCAGCAGCAAGGUGAACAGCGUGACUCCACGUGUGCGUCUGCACUGUUCAUCCAUGCCACGAACGGAUGCCCAUGUGCUUUUACGGGCACAAUGAAUGAAAGAACAACAAAAAAAGGUCGCCAUAGAGGCUGGGUGAAGGAAGGAAGGAAGGAAGGAAAGAGGAAACAGGAAACAAGCCGAGAUGAUGCACCACAAACCGUCUACGUACUUUGCUUCUGAAUGACUUCGUGAAGAUGCCAGUAGUGACACGAAUCCUUUGUGUACGAGUCACCGAGGGGUUCACCGGAUCGACUCGACUCUCUUUAUACUAUCCGGAUGGGCAACUCUCGUAGAGUUUAGCUGGAUUACAUUUACACCCGUCCUUAAAAUGCGUCUCCGGCGUGCCCCGCUAUCAAAGUAGGAUUGGAUUACAGCGCGCCUUGGCUGCGUUUACGCCUGGCUUUUUAAUUCCACAAAUAAUAGCUGAUGUGUAGGUUUCACAUUUCAGCGUAACAAUCAGGUCAUACGUUUUAUACGACGAUCAAAUUACGCGCAUCUGCGCUGUAAAUUCCACGAUUCUUACUCGCUUAUUUUCUACUAAAUUCCUCAGGUGAAAAUUCAGUUCUGAAGUUAACGCUGUUUUAUACCACAAGACGGAACUAAAGUAUUCUUCCAGUUUCGCAUUCCACACGAUCCAGCCUUUGAAACGCUCUGUUUCAGUUCCAGAUUUAAAAACCUUCACGCAAGACACGAGUAGAAAGCAGAGACGCGCUGACAUUCUUACCGGGACGCUUAGGUAGCCUGCGCUGUAAUCGGAUCGGAUUUAGGAGUUCAAAAACAUGUCCGGUGAAGAGUCGAGGCUAGUCUACGUUAUAACUGGAGGAUGCGGUUUUCUGGGGCAGCACCUGCUGCGUGUUCUGCUGGAGAAAGAAGACCAAAUCAAGGAGAUAAGACUAUUUGACAAGCAUAUUGAUUCAGAUCUGCACAGCUACACCACCGAGCACAUCAAGGUGGUGCUCACCCAGGGGGAUAUAACAGACUACCAGAGCGUUCUGGAAGCCUGCCGAGGGGCGGACUUGGUUGUCCAUGCUGCCAGUCUCGUGGACGUGUGGUACAGAGUCCCGGAGAGGACCAUCUACGCCGUCAAUGUGGAAGGAACAAAGAAUGUCCUGAGUGCCUGUGUUGAGCUUGGAAUUCAGCACUUGAUCUACACAAGCAGCAUGGAGGUGGUUGGGCCCAACGUGAAAGGCGACACAUUUAUCAGGGGUGAUGAGGACACGCCAUAUAACGUUAUCCAUGAAAUGCCGUACCCCAGGAGCAAAGCUGCAGCAGAGAAUCUAGUGCUGCAGGCGAAUGGAACAAAGAUAAAAGGAGGCGGGACUCUGUAUACAUGUGCCCUGCGACCCACAGGUAUCUAUGGGGAGAACCACCAGUUGAUGAAGGAAUUUUACCAGAUGGGGGUUCGCACUGGGGGGUGGCUAAUGAGAGGAGUGCCCAGAGACACAGAGCAUGGACGCGUGUAUGCAGGCAAUGUUGCAUGGAUGCAUCUGUUGGCAGCCCGUGCGCUUCGUCGGCAUCCAGAGCGGCUUGGAGGCGAGGUCUACUUCUGCUACGACGACUCGCCAUACAAGAGCUAUGAGGACUUCAACAUGCAGUUCCUGUCUGCCUUCAACUUCCGGGUCGUGCAAAUGCCUUUCUGCGUGCUGUGGUUCAUCGCUUGUCUGAACGACCUGCUGCACUGGCUGCUGCAGCCCCUGUGCAAGUUCACACCGCUGCUGAACCGCUACACGCUGGCCGUGGCCCGCACGUCGUUCACCGUGCACUCCGACAAGGCCCAGCGCCACUUCCAAUACCGCCCGCUGUACAGCUGGGAGCAGUGUCACGCCCGCACCCAGAGCUGGGUGGACACCUUCCCACAUGACACCUCAGCCAAGGACAUGUGAGGCUGGUGAGCCGGGCCCUUGGCCCAGGGACUGGGUGGGAGGGAGCUGGGUACAGAUGGCACUAGGAGGGGUUUUAGCAUGACUAGUGGUUUGUGAAUGAAAAUCCUGCUUUGAUGUGUUUGUUUUGAUAUACAUUUUUCUCAUUCCAAGCAGACAUUACAGUUUUUUCUGGUGCUACCACAUGUUUAAGAGCUGGCUAUGCACAAGACGCAACAACGAGGGUAUAGCACAACUAUACAGUGUUAGUUGUUUGAAGAAUAUGGACACCUCAGUAACCUUAAUAAUUCAAUAAGAGAACAUAUAUAUUAGUUAUUGUAUGCAUGAAUUUGUCAUUUGUAUUACUUUUUAAUUCUUUUUUUUGUUUUCAUAGGUAUUCAGUAUUGUGUGUGUGUGUGUG